UUAGUUGUCUGGAAGAUGUUCCACCGAGACGCUUUAUACUUUGAUCGCUCCCUCUUGCGCGCACACGCUUCGUCGUGACGAGAACGCGUUUUGGGUUUUUUUUUUUUUUCUUCUUGCGUGUGCGCGUAAAAAGACGUAAUCCAGAGAACCGAGCCGACGCGUGUGACAUUAUGUGCCUGAGCGGACAGGUGAGGGUGUCGGGCUGUCUGUCUGUGGUCUUCCGCGGAGAAGCAGCGUGGAUUUAACGCGACUUCAUGUGGACUUUAUCGGAGCCCAACGGUGGAACGACGACCGGACACAGCGCUUCCUCGUCAGGGACUGACUGAUCAUGGUCGCCGUGGUCGGCUCUCUCAUGGUACUGCUUCUGGCUCAGGUGUUGAUGGAAGGCGCAACGGGACUCAUCCCGGAGGUGGGCCGAAGGCGGUACGGCGAGUCGGGCCGGCACAGCCCACAGCAGUCGGCGGGCGUCCUGCACGAGUUCGAGUCACGGCUCCUGAGCAUGUUCGGCCUGAAACGCAGGCCGUCGCCGGGCAAGCACGCCGUGGUACCGCGGUACAUGGUGGACCUGUACCGCAUGCACUCGGCCAACGGCGACCACGGCGCCCGGCGGCCCAAGAGCAUGGGGAGGCACGCCGAGAGGGCGGCCAGCGAGGCCAACACGAUUAGAAGCUUUCACCACGAAGAGGCUAUGGAGGCCCUGGCCAGCUUAAAAGGCAAAACCACCCAGCAGUUCCAUUUCAACCUCACUUCCAUCCCUGAGGAGGAGCGUAUCACCUCAGCGGAGCUUCGCAUCUUCAGGGACCAAGUCAGGGGAGUCCCCGUCACCCCCAGCGACAGCGACAGCGACAGCGACAGCUCCGCUAACGUCAGCUCGACGGUCGCUGGCUUCCAUCGCAUCAACGUUUACGAGAUAUUCGGGGCUCCCAAAGCUGGUGACGGAGAGUCUCUGAUUCGCCUGCUAGACACCCGGUUGGUACAGGACUCUUUGAGCCGGUGGGAGAGCUUUGAUGUUAGCCCGGCCGUGUCUCAGUGGACCUCCGGGAAAGGCCACAACCACGGCUUCGCGGUGGAGGUGCACCACCCGGGGGACUGGCAGGCCAGCGACGAGCACGCCCAGAGACGCGGCAGGCACGUGCGUGUGAGUCGGUCCCUGCACCAGGACCAGGACUCGUGGCCUCAAGCCAGGCCCCUGCUUGUGACGUACGGCCACGACGGGCGCGGGGACUCGGUGCUGCACACGCGGGAAAAGCGCCAGGCCGCGCUCCGCAAGCAGCGGCGGAAGCACCAGCACAAGGCCAGCUGCAAGAGGCACGCCCUUUACGUGGACUUCAGCGACGUGGGCUGGAACGAGUGGAUAGUGGCGCCCCCCGGCUACCAUGCCUUUUACUGCCACGGGGAGUGUCCCUUCCCCCUGGCGGACCACCUCAAUUCCACCAAUCACGCCAUUGUGCAGACGCUGGUCAACUCUGUGAACUCGAACAUCCCCAAGGCGUGUUGCGUGCCCACCGACCUGAGCCCCAUUUCCCUGCUUUACCUGGAUGAAUAUGAGAAGGUGAUCCUUAAAAACUACCAAGACAUGGUGGUGGAGGGGUGCGGCUGCCGGUGAGAACGGGACGGCGGGUACAUGCGGAAGGUGUUAAAAAGGACUAAAAAGAGACAUCAAAGGUUAUUAUGGACACCCGGUUUCCCAAUGAAGACAUUAUUUAUAUGAAAAGACACAAACAGAGCUAUCCUGGAAGAAGAAUAAAAAAAAAAAAAAAACUAUAUGAAUAUAUUUAUGUCUACGUAAAGUUGGGAAAUAAAUAUUUUAAUCAGAGGAAUAGAUUCCUUUUACUGGUUUUGAAAAUGUAUUUCUGAUGUACAUUUCCAAAUGGGUGCAAUACCACAUGAAGUACAAUGCUCAGAUUUUUUAUUUUGUAUUUAUUUCUAUUAUAACCACUUUAUUUGUAAAUAAAUAAUGUGUAUUUAUCGUG
Messenger RNA from Phycodurus eques (leafy seadragon), 1973 nucleotides. RefSeq names its product bone morphogenetic protein 2b (gene bmp2b). Gene Ontology annotation, molecular function: cytokine activity; BMP receptor binding; growth factor activity. Gene Ontology annotation, biological process: negative regulation of transcription by RNA polymerase II; BMP signaling pathway; SMAD protein signal transduction. The coding region runs from base 329 to 1606 and encodes 425 amino acids. The record is from RefSeq and is a predicted model, not a curated record. The transcript has 3 exons. Gene Ontology annotation, cellular component: extracellular region. NCBI's taxonomy places the organism in Eukaryota, Metazoa, Chordata, Actinopteri, Syngnathiformes, Syngnathidae.